AUGGUCUCGAACGGCGUUAACGGGCACAAGGUCUCUCGUCCUCUUCGUCCCGGCAUUUUCGCCCCCAUCCCCACCUUCUUCCUCCCGGACACGGAGGACCUUGACAUCCCUUCAUUCGAGACUCAUGUUGUCCGUCUCGCAAAGGCGGGAGUUGGCCCUCUUCUUGCUGGGUCCAUGGGCGAAGCGCACCAUCUAUCCCAUUCGGAGCGGGUGACCCUCAUCAAGGCUGCUCGCAGCGCACUCGAUGCUGCGGAUCUUCCGCACGUGCCCGUCAUCGCUGGGACCGGAGCGGGAAGCACCCGCGAAACGCUCGAGCUCACCAACGAAGCCGCCGCUGCAGGUGCUGACUACUCCAUCGUCAUCACCAGCGGGUAUUAUGCUGGCGUGCUGGCAGGGAACAAGAACGCCCUGAAAGCGUUCUUCACCGAGGUCUCCGAGAAGAGCCCGAUACCAGUCAUUGCAUACAAUUAUCCUGGGGCGAGUGGAGGGAUCAACCUCGACUCGGACAUUCUCGUCGAACUCGCGACUGAAUGCCCCAACCUCGCGGGUGUCAAGCUAACAUGUGGUGAUGUCGGGAAAUUGACGAGGGUCUGCGCUACGGUCUCUUCUCCGUCUUUUGACAAGACAAGCCCCCGUAAAAACCCGGAUGCACCCUUCCUCGUCCUCGGCGGUUUUGCCGACUUCAUCCUGCCCUCAACUUACAGUAAGGGUCAUGGGGCUAUCAUCGGAUUAGCCAAUGUAGCACCGUAUGCCACUGCUCACCUCCAGGAGCUUUCUGUCCGUGCCUACACGAAUCCUUCCGAUACGGCUGCCCUUGCCGAGGCUCAGCGUCUGCAAGGCAUCGUCGCUCGUGGCGACUACACCAUCGCGAAGGCGUCCAUAGCCGGCACGAAGUACCUCCUGGAGAAGCUCUACGGCUACGGCGGAGCCCCUCGCAAGCCCCUGCCCCCGAUCUCGUCUGCUGCCGGAGAGGAGCUCUGGGUACACCCGGACGUACAGGAUCUCGUCCAGCUCGAGCGGCAGCUGAGCGGCAAAGCUGGCAGCAAGUGA
This is a messenger RNA of Punctularia strigosozonata HHB-11173 SS5, 1050 nucleotides long. RefSeq names its product dihydrodipicolinate synthetase. The coding region runs from base 1 to 1050 and encodes 349 amino acids. The transcript is spliced from 5 exons. Lineage: Eukaryota; Fungi; Basidiomycota; Agaricomycetes; Corticiales; Punctulariaceae. Gene Ontology annotation, molecular function: 4-hydroxy-tetrahydrodipicolinate synthase activity. The record is from RefSeq and is a predicted model, not a curated record.